Messenger RNA from Pseudomassariella vexata, 1251 nucleotides. RefSeq names its product glutathione S-transferase. Lineage: Eukaryota; Fungi; Ascomycota; Sordariomycetes; Amphisphaeriales; Pseudomassariaceae. The record is from RefSeq and is a predicted model, not a curated record. The transcript has a single exon. Gene Ontology annotation, cellular component: cytoplasm. The coding region runs from base 124 to 993 and encodes 289 amino acids.
CCUGCACGAAUCUAUGGCGCGUCUCUACAACUUCGCUAUUUCAUUUCGAAAGACAUUGAUUUUUGAGAAUCAGAACGGAAACGAAAGGAGUGACAACUACUUACACUUGCGACAAACACAACGAUGGCGGAAGUAGAUAUUUCCCUCCCCGCGCAUCCCACAGGCGCAGCCGCCAAAUUAGCAGAAGCUCAUUCGGCCCUUCGGCCCCUACGUCUCUACGGCGGCUGGUUCUGCCCCUUCGUCCAACGCAGCUGGAUUGUCCUCCAUGAGAAGCGCAUCCCGCAUCAGUAUGUCGAGAUCAACCCCUACAAAAAAGCUUCCGACUUUCUGGCUCUCAAUCCGCGGGGUCUGGUGCCCACUUUAGCCGUGCCCGUGGACCCGAGCGGUGGCGGUAAAGAGCAGAAACCACUGUAUGAGAGCAGUAUCAUCUGCGAGUACCUCAAUGAGGAGUACGCGGAUGAGGGGAAGCACGGGCGGAAUCUAUUCCCGGAGAGCGGGUAUGAAAGGGCGAGGUGCAGAUUAUGGAUUGAUCAUAUCAGUAAAAACAUUAUCCCCGGGUUCUACAAGUGGAUCCAGCAUACACCCGAGAAGGAGUACAGCAUCGAGGAGGCACGGCAAGAGUUCUUCAAGAACGUCUUGACGCUCGUCAAGGAAAUGAACGCUGACAAUGAAGAGCAAGGCGGCGGCUCGUGGUUCCUAGGCGACAGGUUCAGCAUGGUAGACGUGAUGCUGGCGCCGUGGGCCAUGCGGCUGUUUCUUAUUGAACACUACAAACCGGGUGGUCUGGGGAUGCCGGCUGAGGGCCAGGGGGGCGAGGAUGAGAAGCUUUGGGGGAGGUGGAGGAGGUGGUUUGGGGCGACUACGGAGAGAAAGAGUGUGAAGGAGACCUGGAGCGAGGAUGAGUAUUAUGUGCGGGCGUACAAGAGGUACGCGGAGGAUACUACGCAGUCGGAGGUUGGCCAGGCUACAAGGAAGGGGAAGAAGUUGCCGUGAAACGGGGCAUGUUGCCAAUUGGCGCAGAGGAUGUAGAAUGAAAAGAUGUGUCUGUUUCAAAGCCUCGGGUGGUACUGAAGAUAAGGUGCUCAGCGCCUAUUAAAACGGUUGGUGAUAAUGGCAUAGUUGUGGCUGUGACCAGUUGAGAAGCGCGACAAGACACCAUACGCCUGCAGUGCGCUGGGAUUGCGAUGAAGGUCGCGCAGUACACCUAGCUGUGAACAACUGGGCGGUCUCUAAGAGCUGAUUGUGAGUGCA